AUGCAUCCGUUGGGACCAUACGAAGUCGGCGAACUGCGGAGCAUGGCAACAUCUGUGAUUUUGUGGACGGGGUGCCUGGCAUUAUUGAUCCACCUACUGCCGAAACUGUUUAAUUGGUUCCGAAUCUACUGGCACCUUCGGAAGCUUCCGUCACCAAGUGAACGGUUUCCUUUUUCGUUCGUGUUAGACAUGAGGAAUGAAAUGGCAGCGAUGGAGCCCGGGCUGACGAUACCUACAAAGAUGUACCAGUACUUUAAAAAGAAAUUCUAUGAUUAUAUCGAAUUCGACAUAAUGGUUUGUUUCUUUGGACCACAGCCAUUUGUGAUCCCAUGCUCUCCUGACGCAAUACAGCCAUUCUUGUCGCACAAAGAAAACUUAAACAAGUCUUUUCUCUACGACAUGAUGAGACCGUGGUUAGGAAAUGGGCUCUUGACGAGCGAGAAAAGUACAUGGAAAGUGAGGAGGAAGCUGCUUAACCCAGCAUUUCAUUCUCGAGUGGUCGUCGACUACACGCCGACCAUGAACAGACACGCUGCAGAAAUGGUCGCAAAGCUGGAGUCGCUCGAAGACAAGAACGUGGACAUAUUGCCCGUCAUGCGACGCACUGCGUUCGUCAUACUUUUUGAAACAGCAAUGGGAAUUUACCUGAACGAGGAGGAAAUCGCAAAGCACGGAUUUUUGGAGGUCAAUGACAAAAUGGCUGCCAGCAUUGUUUCAAGAAUGAUCAACCCCCUUGAGUGGCCAUCUUUGAUUUAUACUUUUAGUGCAGAAGGAAAGGCGUUUUAUAAGAACGUUGACUUUGUGAAGCAAUACACAAGAAAUGUCAUAAAGACUAGAAAACAAACUUACAAGGCUGGCUUGGAGGAUAAUUUCAAAAGGAGCAGCUUCAUGGACAUUAUCCUGAGGAUGCAUAUCGAGGAAGGGAUGUUCACAGAAGACGAGAUCAGAGAAGAAGUCAACACAUUUAUGAUUGGGGGCUUCGACACCACUGCUAAAGCUGCAGCAUUCGCCGUUCACCUGCUCGGGAACCAUCCGGAAGUCCAGGCCAAGGUUCACAAAGAGCUGGACAUUGUUUUUGGGAGCGACAGGGAAAGGCCGGUCACGGACGAGGACAUGAAGCAGCUUACGUAUUUGGAGUGUGUCAUAAAGGAAGCACUUCGCCUUUAUCCCCCUAUUCCAGUCAUUGCCAGGGACAUUGAUCAAGACGUGAAAACAGCUGGUUACUUGAUUCCUAGGGGAUCCGUUGCGGUUAUUCCCUUGAUCUUUCUUCAGAGACAUCCGAGGUAUUUCGAUAGGCCUGAAGACUUUGUUCCUGAAAGGUUUAUGGAGGCGCAAGAACGUCAUCCUUUUGCCUAUGUUCCUUUCUCUGCUGGCCCACGGAACUGUAUAGGAUUCAAGUUUGCACAGCUUGAAGACAAAAUCUUGCUGGCUCAUAUCAUGCGAAGCUUCAAGGUGGUGUCUAAGAUUCCCAUGGAGGACGUCCAACUGUCGCUGGAGUUAACUUUAAGGCCAGCGAAUGGUCUUGAGGUGACACUCAUUCCCAGAGCCGCACAAUGA
This is a messenger RNA of Ixodes scapularis (black-legged tick), 1557 nucleotides long. RefSeq names its product cytochrome P450 4V2. Gene Ontology annotation, molecular function: heme binding; oxidoreductase activity, acting on paired donors, with incorporation or reduction of molecular oxygen; iron ion binding. Lineage: Eukaryota; Metazoa; Arthropoda; Arachnida; Ixodida; Ixodidae. The coding region runs from base 1 to 1557 and encodes 518 amino acids. The transcript has 11 exons. The record is from RefSeq and is a predicted model, not a curated record.